Messenger RNA from Cryptomeria japonica (Japanese cedar), 2768 nucleotides. Its product is annotated as serine/threonine-protein kinase STY13. Gene Ontology annotation, molecular function: ATP binding; protein kinase activity. Lineage: Eukaryota; Viridiplantae; Streptophyta; Pinopsida; Cupressales; Cupressaceae. Gene Ontology annotation, biological process: protein phosphorylation. The record is from RefSeq and is a predicted model, not a curated record. Bases 612 to 1763 code for a protein of 383 amino acids. The transcript is spliced from 6 exons.
AUUGGAAGGAAUUCAAAGUGGGGAAGAUGAUUGGAUUCAGCGAGGCAUGCUAAUUAGAUGUGCAACUAUUAAUCCUCUUCAGUUACCCAAAAUACUUACUAGGUUGCUUGUGGCAGAGGAAUGAUUGAAUAGUGCCUCUAGGUAGUUAUAGUUAAGCUCGUUUCUUCUAAUCAUGCUUAAUGUCAUUCUAUAACAAUAAGCCUACCUUGAUCAAGUCUUCUAGACACUACCCACUUAAAGUCUCUGAGUAUAUGUAAAUGUAAAUGAAAUCGCGCCCCUUGCCCUGAAAUUGGGCUUUCGUUAUUCUUAUUUAGUUAUGGAAGUUUCGGAGAUUGAUUGAAAGGGGAAGUUUGAAAGUUGGUCAGUUAAUUUACCUUAAUUCUUACAUCCUAUUGUCAUAUUAUGUAACAUUGAAGAUACCUUGAUUCAAGCCUCUUAGCCAAUACCCACAUAAGGUCUCUGAUGAUAUAUAUAUGUAAACUAUGAGAUUUAGUCCCUUCUCCUGAAUUGGGUUCUUGUUUUUCUUGUUCUUGAGCUAUGGAAGUUUCAGAGUUUGAGUGAAGGAGUCUUUAAAUGUGAGUGUGGACAUCUUCUAGGAUCUGGGCAAUAUUAUGGUACAGAAAGACAUGAAUCUGGAAGAAGAGCAAUUCCUUCUGUGUAAGCAAUCUGGAAAGAAGUCGCAGGUACUGCCAGACAGUUCAAAAGAAGGCCUUCCAACUUCUUCUGUUUCUGAAUUUAAGCUGGCUGAACACCUGCUGAUAGACCCACAGUUGCUUUAUAUUGGCUCCAAGAUUGGAGAAGGCGCCCAUGGGAAGGUUUAUCAGGGAAAGUACAGGGAUGAGAGUGUUGCUGUCAAAAUACUACACAAGGGUGAGACACCUGAAGAUAAGGAAAAACUCGAGGCACGAUUUCAAAGAGAAGUUAAAAUGAUGUCUAGAGUACAGCAUAAGAACCUUGUUAAGUUCAUUGGAGCGUGUAAUGAUCCAUUCAAUGUGAUAGUCACUGAACUGCUUCCAGGCAUGUCUUUACGGAAGCACAUGAUGAAUUUGCGCCCCAAUCGAAUAGAUCUUCACGUUGCAAUAAGUUUUGCUCUUGAUAUUGCACAAGCCAUGGAUUGUUUACAUGCCAAUGGGAUUAUUCACAGGGAUCUAAAGCCUGACAACUUGCUGCUCACCGAAGAUCAAAAAUCUGUCAAGCUAAUUGAUUUUGGCCUUGCCAGGGAAGAAUCUUUAACAGAGAUGAUGACAGCAGAAACAGGAACAUAUCGCUGGAUGGCUCCCGAGCUGUACAGUACUGUAACUUUAAGACAUGGUGAGAAAAAGCAUUACAACCUUAAGGUGGACGUUUAUAGUUUUUCAAUUGUUCUCUGGGAGUUGAUAACUAAUCGCAUGCCCUUUGAGGGUAUGUCACACUUGCAGGCAGCAUAUGCAGCAGCUUUCAAGCAAGUGAGACCCAGUCUUCCUGAAGGCUUGCAUGAGGAUCUGGCAUUUAUUCUGCAGUCUUGCUGGGCCGAGGACCCAAACAUCCGGCCAAGCUUUGGGGAGAUCAUCCGAAUGUUGAAUACCUUCCUGUGCACUCUUCCGGGACAUCCACAGCCUGUACUAGUGACUACAAGGAGCGGUGAAUCUUUAAAUGGAUCAACUAAUUUUAGGCUGUUGAGAGGAAAUUCAUCAGAAGGUGGUAGCAUAGGUUCAACAGCAAGAGCAAAGAGGCGGUUUUCUUGUUUUGGUCGAUGCUUUUCCUUCGGUAGUAGUGGCACUUAGUGCUAGUGAGUUCAAUCAAUUGCUUAAGAUGUUGACGUGUAGAACUGUCUAUUCUACAGUGAGAAAUCACAGAACAAAUUUUUGGGCAUCACCUAUGAUUCCAUGUUCUAUGGUUAUGCUAUAAGAGAUGCUACAGGGUACUGGAAGAGUUACAGAUGAAAGAAAUUGUGGAGGCUUCAACUUUCUAGAGUAGUUGAAGAUUUAACAUUUCUCACUGCUUGAGACUCAUCCUGAUCUGUGGACGAAAAGAUGGAACAUUGUUCAAUCCUUGAGCUAUAAUCAUAUAAUCCACUUGUGGACCAGUUGAAAUUGCAAUGCAAACAGGUUUGAACCAUGAAGUGAUUCUAUCUUUAGGUGCUAUUUGAUCAUGCUUUACAGUGGCAGAAUUGAAAUUGUAGUGGUUUUGGGUUGUAUGGAAUGGGUAUGUGUCAUCUGCUAUCAGAACUAACCAUGGUAUCUGAAAGUGGAAUACCUUAUAAGGUCUGAAGUAUAAUGGUGAAAACAUACUCAGACUCCAGCAUAUGCCACUUGACCAUAAUUUUGAUGUGACAUGAAACAUUUAUUUUUAUAUUAGGCGAUCCAGACAAGGUGGUUGAUCUGAUGUAGCAUACAGAAAAGGAAAAAUGGAUGGCUAAAGCGCUUUUUUGACUUCAUCAUGUGAUCUGAGCAGCAAAACUUUAUGUGGACACGAUUUCUUUAGUUGCGUUACUGAUAAAAACACCUCAAGACCAAAAGAGAUGUCAAAGGCCUCCAGAUGUUACCUGAUGCAUUGGUGCUAGUAUAAAGUUUUAGAAAGUGCUUGUCAUCUAUCAUUUUGAUUUAAAUAAACAACAUUAAAGAUGUUAAGAUCCUUUUUGAGUAUUAACAUGGAACUUAAAAACAGGUAAAGAUUUCUUCCUCUGUGGAUGGGGAGGUGUUUAGGAUUGUGGAAAGAGCUUUAUCACUGUUUUGUAAUGAGCAUGCCUUGAUUAUAUUCAUACUGAGAUGAAACAAGGUUCGGUUGGA